Molecule: messenger RNA, 2709 nt
Organism: Talaromyces proteolyticus
Lineage: Eukaryota; Fungi; Ascomycota; Eurotiomycetes; Eurotiales; Trichocomaceae
Product: transcription factor S-II, central domain-containing protein
Exons: 3
Coding region: 1-2709 (902 amino acids)
Biological process (GO): DNA-templated transcription; transcription elongation by RNA polymerase II; transcription antitermination
Cellular component (GO): nucleus
Molecular function (GO): RNA polymerase II transcription regulatory region sequence-specific DNA binding
Source: RefSeq, a predicted model, not a curated record
AUGGCUGAUGAACCUCGACGAUCAGGACGUGCCACCAAGGGCCAGCAUAAAAAUCUCGAAUUAGUUCAAGAUGUCCCUUCGAAGAAGUCUAGAAAGACUCAGCCCAGAGACAGGAACUCGAAACAAUCAGCCGAACCAACUCCAGGCCCGAGUGACGAGGAGGAGGAGGAGGAGGAGGAGGAAUUAAUCCGCUGUAUUUGUGGUGAAUAUGAGGAAGAAGAAGACAUCGAAAGAGAUAUGAUCUGCUGCGACCGCUGCUCAGCAUGGCAACAUAACGACUGCAUGGGCUUAACGUUCGCAAAGGGCAGUGAGCCUGAAGAAUACUAUUGCGAACAAUGUAAGCCUGAGGAUCACAAGGAUCUCUUGGAGAAGAUGGCACGGGGAGAGAAGCCUUGGGAGGAAGCCGCACGACGUCGACAGCAAGAAAUUGAGGAGAAGAAAGCCGCCAAACGGAAAAAAGGAAAGAAGGGCAAAAAGGGUGGUUCAAGGCCAAGUGAUGUAAAAUCCCAAGCGAGUGGGCCUUCGACUCCUGCACCAGCUCAGGCUUCUCCACCCCCAGCAACAGAGGAUCCUGCUGCCAGCGGUACAUUACAAACACCCGCUGAAGACAACAAGUCCCCCGUGCUACCGACGACCCCAGCGACUACAGACUCAAAGCCAAGUAAUACGCAGAAACGCAAGUUCGAAGAACUCAAAGAGCCUUCUACGCCUGAUCUUGGUCCAAAGCAAAAGCAGCAAAGGAUAUCAGAGCCAAAAGCCAAUGAAAAGGCGAGAAAAGCAUCACCCACCCAAUCUCGAAAAACAGGCUCUGUCGAACCAGUCUCACGGAAAGCCUCUAUUGCUGAGAGAUCAGAUAUCGUUGAGAAGCCAGAUGAUAUACAGAGCGAUGCUCGGAAAAAGGCCGCAAGUCAUCUCAUAACCGUUUUUGAGGAUCAGAUCACAGGAGCUCAAAAGGACGGUACCUACGCCUUGCCAGCCGACAGACAAGCUGAAGAUGUCGCGAGAAAUCUCGGUCUCUCCGUUGAGCAUGCCAUGUAUACACAUUUAUGCAACGGAUCUGGAGAACCUAACGAGGCGUACAAAAGCCAGCUGCGCACAAUUGUAUUCAAUGUGAAGAAGAAUCCUGGUUUGCGGGAUCGUUUACUCACGGGUAGUCUCGCACCCACUGCGCUCGCGACCAUGAGAGCUCAAGACAUGGCGAGUGAGGAGCAGCAGCAGAAGGAUGCAGAAAUUAAAAGAGAGGCAGAGAAGCAACAUAUAAUUAUGCAGGAGCAAGGGCCGCGGAUUAGACGAACACACAAGGGUGAGGAGGUCAUCGAGGGUGAUGGCCAGGCUGGCACAUCGGAGUCUAUAUUUUCAUCAACAUCUGUUCACCGUGCUGCUGCCGAAGCUGACAAUACCGCCACUCCCCAAAGUCCAUCUGGUCCAGGACGUACCGUUGCCAACUCCCAGCAGCCACAAGAGCCCGGUGUUGCUGAAAAGAAUCGUAAAGUGCCUACCGAAAAACUGGGCGAGAUGAAUGGGGAUGCCGCUCGUUCUCACUCUCCCGGAGCAACAAAUCAUGAUAAUAUCUUCCCGGAAGUUCCGGCUCACUUACAUCAACCACCACCCACCGGUGAUAAAGUCCAGGCUGAUGAAGAUAUUGAUAAACUUCUCAAGGAUGAAGGCACAGAAUCUCCUCCCUAUUCACCGAAGGAUUUCCAGUCCAGCGAUGUUUGGCGCGGAACAAUAUCUAUGAAUCCUGUUGCCGCGUUCGCAUCUACUGCACGGCAUGUUGCAGGUGCCGACUUGAGUGGCAAUAUUCCAUGGAGUCAGCUGGUGCCCACCACGCUCGUAGUAGAUGGUCGGAUUGCCGUUGAGCCUGCUAGCAAAUAUCUUUGUGGAUUGCGAUUCAGUAACUCAACAGAUGUCUCGGUGAUAGCAAUUGCCCCCCCUAUUCCAGCAAAUGAGCGAUCGGAAUUUGAUAAACUUUUCAAUUAUUUUAUGCACCGCAAUCGCUAUGGGGUCGUUGGGAAACACCCUAUAUCAGCCGUCAAAGAUACAUAUAUUAUUCCAAUCGAGGCGGGUGCGAACAAACAACCCGAAUUUUUACAACUCUUGGAGAACAAUUCUAUUGAAGAUCCUCUGCCUGAUCAAAUGUUCCUGGUAGUAUUUGUUGUCAAAACAAAUGACCACUCAUCUUCAGAGCAACCGACGCCUCACAAUGGCAGUCAGGACAAGGAUCAUCCGAUGGUUGUUGCCAGCCCAUUGAAUUCGACGCCCUUGGUCCAAUAUCAUGAACAAUAUGCCUCUCCUACGCCUGCAACGCGGCAAGGCUCUCAGAUAACACCUCCUCUGCCUAUAACAGGAUCUGAUCCCUCGCUUAGUAUUACUGAGCCUCCCCAUUCGUUCCCUCAACCAGGCCAUAACGCUGCAUACAAUAACCCACAACAGCAGAGCCAAGUUACACCGCCUCCGCAACAAGCACACCCCGUUCCUCCAUUAUUUGGAGCUGCGGCUGCAGCCCAUGUCCUUGGCCCUCAUGCGAAGUCGCCAGCAAUCGAAGAACUAUUGCAGAAGGCUCCUUCAGCGGACGUUGCGCAAUUGAACAUUGUCCGCGAAAUAAUCACCAAGAAUCCUUCUGCUGCCAAUGACUAUCCUUCAUUGAUGAGCGCUAUACAGCAGUAUACAUCAUCCAGCCAAAAUGGUCAGCUAGGGCCUCAACCCUAG